Molecule: messenger RNA, 739 nt
Organism: Acomys russatus (golden spiny mouse)
Lineage: Eukaryota; Metazoa; Chordata; Mammalia; Rodentia; Muridae
Gene: Arpc3
Product: actin related protein 2/3 complex subunit 3
Exons: 7
Coding region: 122-658 (178 amino acids)
Biological process (GO): Arp2/3 complex-mediated actin nucleation; regulation of actin filament polymerization
Cellular component (GO): Arp2/3 protein complex; cytoskeleton
Molecular function (GO): actin filament binding
Source: RefSeq, a predicted model, not a curated record
UCGCUUCGCUUCGCCCGCCUCUUCCGGCUCACUUCCGCCCACUCCACCCAGGCUCGUUCACAGGAAACGCUGGGCUUUGGCUGGGUUCUGCUUCUCUGAAUCGAAUACCGACAGCGCCAAAAUGCCGGCUUACCAUUCUUCUCUCAUGGACCCGGACACCAAGCUCAUCGGCAACAUGGCACUGUUGCCCAUCAGAAGCCAGUUCAAAGGACCUGCCCCUCGAGAGACAAAAGACACAGAUAUUGUGGAUGAAGCCAUCUAUUACUUCAAGGCCAACGUCUUCUUCAAGAACUAUGAAAUCAAGAAUGAAGCGGACAGGACUUUGAUCUACAUCACGCUCUACAUUUCUGAGUGUCUGAAGAAACUCCAAAAGUGCAAUUCCAAGAGCCAAGGCGAGAAGGAAAUGUACACACUAGGAAUCACGAACUUCCCCAUUCCUGGAGAGCCUGGCUUUCCUCUCAAUGCCAUUUAUGCCAAACCUGCAAACAAACAGGAGGAUGAAGUGAUGCGGGCGUACCUACAGCAGCUCAGGCAAGAGACUGGACUGAGGCUCUGUGAGAAAGUUUUUGACCCUCAGAAUGAUAAGCCCAGCAAGUGGUGGACUUGCUUUGUCAAGAGACAGUUCAUGAACAAGAGUCUUUCGGGGCCUGGCCAGUGAGCGGAGCCUUGGCAGCCAUCGCCUGCAGAGCCGCGAGCAGCAUCACAGCGAGGUGCACACGGUCCUUUGUGUCUGUCAUAG